GCUUCCCCUUGGCCGGCUAUAAAUCGAUAACCUCACCGAUAAAUCCUCUAUUCAUCAUCCACAACAAACCUCUUCUUCAGUCUGAUAGAGAUCUCACGUUUCAAACAACAAGAAUGGCGUUCCCUAAGGUAUACUUCGACAUGACCAUCGACGGCCAGCCCGCGGGAAGGAUCGUGAUGGAGCUGUACACCGAUAAGACUCCCAGGACUGCCGAGAAUUUCAGAGCUCUCUGCACCGGAGAGAAAGGUGUUGGCGGUACCGGAAAACCCCUUCACUUCAAGGGAUCUAAGUUUCACCGUGUGAUCCCUAACUUCAUGUGCCAGGGAGGAGAUUUCACCGCCGGGAACGGAACAGGCGGUGAGUCGAUCUACGGGAGCAAGUUCGAGGACGAGAAUUUCGAGAGGAAGCACACCGGACCGGGGAUCCUGUCGAUGGCGAACGCCGGUGCAAACACGAACGGAUCUCAGUUCUUCAUCUGCACCGUGAAGACCGAUUGGCUUGAUGGGAAGCACGUGGUGUUUGGGCAGGUCGUGGAAGGCUUAGACGUGGUAAAGGCCAUCGAGAAGGUUGGAUCAUCAUCUGGAAAGCCGACGAAGCCUGUGGUUGUUGCCGAUUGUGGUCAGCUCUCUUAGGAUCUUCCUAUCAUCAUCCUUAAUUUAGCAUCAUCGUCGUCAUUGUGGUGUCUCUUUAUGCUUUUGCUUUUGUUAUGGAGUCUUUUUAAAAUUUGUAGUCAUAAGUUUGGUGUGUGUUCUCAUGGGAACAUAUAUAAACUUGCCCCUUUAAUAUUAACUACCAGAAAUAAGGAAUGAGCACUCUUUUAUCAUAUCUAAUUUACGUUACCAAAUUUCAUCUUUGUU
Messenger RNA from Arabidopsis thaliana (thale cress), 857 nucleotides. It is a transcript of the gene ROC1, whose product is annotated as rotamase CYP 1. Gene Ontology annotation, biological process: protein folding. The record is from RefSeq and is marked reviewed. The transcript has a single exon. NCBI's taxonomy places the organism in Eukaryota, Viridiplantae, Streptophyta, Magnoliopsida, Brassicales, Brassicaceae. Gene Ontology annotation, molecular function: peptidyl-prolyl cis-trans isomerase activity. Gene Ontology annotation, cellular component: cytoplasm. The coding region runs from base 114 to 632 and encodes 172 amino acids.